AUGAUUUGGAGGCAGGAAAGCAGCCAAUGUGGGCAAGUCCCAUCCAGGUCUGUGUUGGACUGGGCCCUCCCUCCCGGCCUCUGCCACCCGUGUGCCCACAAAGGUUCAGUGCCCUCUGUUCACAUGCCCACCCAUGUGGCAUUCCAAGCCACAGGCUGGUCCUGGAGCCCUGGGUCAGGAUACAGUCAGCCCUUCAAGGUUGAGCGCCCCUUGGUUCUCUUCCUGCUCCUGGGGUGGUUCUGGAGUGGAGUGGAGAGCAACUCUGGUUUUGAAACACACUUUGCUGUGGUCAGAACACUUAACAAAGUGUGUUAA
This is a messenger RNA of Rangifer tarandus platyrhynchus (Svalbard reindeer), 315 nucleotides long. The record is from the annotation of a GenBank genome assembly. NCBI's taxonomy places the organism in Eukaryota, Metazoa, Chordata, Mammalia, Artiodactyla, Cervidae.